This is a messenger RNA of Sphenostylis stenocarpa, 249 nucleotides long. The record is from the annotation of a GenBank genome assembly. Lineage: Eukaryota; Viridiplantae; Streptophyta; Magnoliopsida; Fabales; Fabaceae.
AUGAGCGCGAGAGUGUCUGGAUUUAAUUUAGAAAAAGAGAGAGAAGAGAAUAGACCGCGAGUAGUAGAGGGACACUUGUUUGAACCAGAUACCAAGUGGGAUGAACUAAUAAUGCAGGCAUUUAUCCAGAAAAUAACACAGUUCAGUUUCCCCGCAAGAAUAAAGCAUGUUUUCAUGAAAGCAUGUGUCAUCAGAAACAAAAAUAAAACCUACCUUAGCAGCUUGGUGAAUAUGCACUUGCCUCUUUAA